ACGAUACACCAACAUUGAACCCUCUGCGCAUUCCUCAACAGCCUUUUUUUUUUUCUAUAGCGGGGUCUAUAUAGCCUGUUCGACGACUGAAAACCAAGCUUCACAUAUACAUUUACACUCAAUUCACAAUGGCCCAAACGCCUCAGCAGCGACGCGCGAAUGAGAAAUAUGCCCGCCAGGAGGCCGCCAAGCGGGGCAAGCCCGAGACCGUGGUGAAGAAGCAGAAGAAGGAGAAGGCGCCGAUUUCCGCAACAUGGGUUUUGGUCCUCGCGUUCGUCGUCUGCGGUGGUCUUAUUUUUGAACUCCUGCGCUUGUUCUUCUAAAUAAAUCCUCCCCCAGACGAAAGGGGCAAUUCGUCCUG
This is a messenger RNA of Xylona heveae TC161, 361 nucleotides long. RefSeq lists its product as hypothetical. The transcript has 3 exons. The coding region runs from base 129 to 323 and encodes 64 amino acids. Gene Ontology annotation, cellular component: endoplasmic reticulum. NCBI's taxonomy places the organism in Eukaryota, Fungi, Ascomycota, Xylonomycetes, Xylonales, Xylonaceae. The record is from RefSeq and is a predicted model, not a curated record.